AUGAAGUUCCCCCUAGGCCUGGGGUCGCGGGAGUGGAGAGUGUCUGGGGAGCGGGCGGCGGCGGCGCAGGCGCGUCCGGGGAUGGAAUGUCCCAAGCGAGACCCCCUCAAAAGGGCACGGAGGGCUGUAGUGCGCCCCGCCCUACCCCGGGGGCAGACCCAGGCUGUUGGCCCGCAGAUCCUGGAGCAGACGUACGGCGAGGUCAACCAGCUGGGCGGCGUGUUCGUCAACGGACGCCCCCUGCCCAACGCCAUCCGCCUGCGCAUCGUGGAGCUAGCGCAGCUGGGCAUCCGACCCUGUGACAUUAGCCGGCAACUCCGCGUUUCCCAUGGCUGCGUGAGCAAGAUCCUGGCGCGCUACAACGAGACCGGCUCCAUCCUGCCCGGGGCCAUCGGGGGCAGCAAACCCCGAGUCACCACCCCCAACGUGGUCAAGCACAUCCGGGACUACAAGCAGGGCGACCCUGGAAUCUUUGCCUGGGAGAUCCGCGACCGGCUGCUGGCCGACGGCGUCUGCGACAAGUACAACGUGCCCUCGGUGAGCUCCAUCAGCCGCAUCCUGCGCAAUAAGAUUGGCAGCUUGGCGCAGCCCGGGCCCUACGAGGCGAGCAAGCAGCCGCCGCCACAGCCGGCGCUGCCCUACAACCACAUCUAUCAGUACCCUUACCCCAGCCCCGUGUCCCCCAGCGGCUCCAAGAUGGGCAGCCACCACGGGGUCCCGGGCACCGCCGGCCACGUCAGCAUUCCCCGCUCUUGGCCCUCCGCGCACUCAGUCAGCAACAUCCUGGGCAUCCGGACGUUUAUGGAGCAAACAGGGGCCCUGGCUGGGAGCGAAGGCACCACCUAUUCCCCCAAGAUGGAAGACUGGGCCAGCGUGAACCGCACGGCCUUCCCGGCCACCUCGGCAGUGAAUGGGCUCGAUAAACCAGCACUGGAGGCGGACAUUAAAUACACUCAGUCGGCCUCCGGCCUCUCCGCGGUGGGCGGCUUCCUCCCAGCCUGCUUGAAACUGGCAAAACCCCCGAUUCGCUCUGAAGAGCUUUCUCCAGGAGAAGUGGUCUUGUGGUCCUCCUUGGAAGUCUGUUCUGAGCUGGCCAAACCCCAAAGUGGAAUCCCAAUUAUGGGAGAUGGGAUUUCCACUGCUUUACAGUUUAACCACCUGGGUUGA
Messenger RNA from Myotis davidii, 1167 nucleotides. It is a transcript of the gene PAX1, whose product is annotated as paired box 1. Bases 1 to 1167 code for a protein of 388 amino acids. The transcript is spliced from 5 exons. Gene Ontology annotation, biological process: anatomical structure development; regulation of transcription by RNA polymerase II. Gene Ontology annotation, molecular function: DNA-binding transcription factor activity, RNA polymerase II-specific; RNA polymerase II cis-regulatory region sequence-specific DNA binding. Lineage: Eukaryota; Metazoa; Chordata; Mammalia; Chiroptera; Vespertilionidae. The record is from RefSeq and is a predicted model, not a curated record.